GUCAGCAAAAGUAACAUAUAAGAGAAAAAAAAAGUAACAAAGAUGCCAAGCCCAAACAGACGUUCACGAUCCAGGUCUAGGAGUAGGAGCAAAUCUCCAAAGAGGAGUCCAGCCAAGAAGACCAGAAAGACACCAAAAAAGCCAAGAGCAAAAGGUGGAGCCCUGAAGCCAACAACUUUAUCCUUGAUUGUUGCUGCGAUCAAUGCAAUGAAGAAUAAGAAGGGAUCAUCUGCCCAAGCCAUCAGAAAGUACAUCCUAGCUAACAACAAAGGGGUUAGUGCAGCUCGUCUAGGAACUGCCAUGAAACUAGCCUUUGCAAAGGGAUUGAAAUCUGGUGUUUUAGUCAGACCAAAAUCAUCCGCUGGUGCAUCUGGUGCAACUGGUAGCUUCCGUGUUGGUAAAGCCCCAGCUUCACCCAAGAAAAGGUCAAAGAAACCAAAGUCACCAAAGAAAAAGAGAUCAAAGAAACCCAAAAACAAGUCAAACAACGCCAAGGCUAAAAGGUCGCCGCGAAAGAAGACUGCAGUUAAAAAGUCGUCGAAGUCAAAAGCAAAAACAUCAAAGAAGCCGAAAUCUCCUAAAAAGAAGGCCGCCAAGAAACCAGCAAAGAAGAGAGUAAAGAAAUCACCAAAGAAGGCCAAGAAAUCUCCAAAGAAGUCUAAGAAGUAGACCUGAAUCGACAGAUUAAA
This is a messenger RNA of Mytilus californianus (California mussel), 689 nucleotides long. Its product is annotated as sperm-specific protein PHI-2B-like. Gene Ontology annotation, biological process: nucleosome assembly. The coding region runs from base 43 to 669 and encodes 208 amino acids. Lineage: Eukaryota; Metazoa; Mollusca; Bivalvia; Mytilida; Mytilidae. Gene Ontology annotation, cellular component: nucleosome. The record is from RefSeq and is a predicted model, not a curated record. The transcript has a single exon. Gene Ontology annotation, molecular function: DNA binding; structural constituent of chromatin.